Molecule: messenger RNA, 1323 nt
Organism: Salvia hispanica
Lineage: Eukaryota; Viridiplantae; Streptophyta; Magnoliopsida; Lamiales; Lamiaceae
Product: UDP-URONIC ACID TRANSPORTER 1-like
Source: RefSeq, a predicted model, not a curated record
AAUGAAAAGCCACGGAUUAAGUGAAGUUAAUCAUGAUAUAGGCGCGGUUAGGCAGACUCCAUCGCCUCCACCUAUACAACAAUAAUUUGGAAACACACACCAACAAUAAUUCAUCCUGCAAUUGCAGAACACAGAUCUCUGCAAUUAAUCCACAAUGUCCAACAGGAAAUGAAAAUCCAACAAUUCAAUCCAAAUCCAACAACACAAAAUAAACAAUGUCAUCUAAGAAGGACGCAGUGUUCAUCAUCAGCCUCGUAAUCCUGUGGUACUCUACCAACAUCGGCGUCCUCCUCCUCAACAAAUUCCUCCUCUCCAACUAUGGCUUCUCCUUCCCCAUCUUCCUCACAAUGUGCCACAUGUCCGCCUGUGCCGUCCUCAGCUACAUCUCCAUCAUCUUCCUCAAACUCGUCCCCUUCCAGCGCCUCAAAUCGCGCUCCCAAUUCUUCCGAAUCGCCACCCUCAGCAUCGUGUUCUGCGCCUCCGUCGUCGGCGGCAACAUCUCCCUCAAGUUCCUUCCCGUCUCCUUCAAUCAGGCCGUCGGCGCCACCACUCCCUUCUUCACCGCGCUAUUUGCGUAUCUCAUGACGCAGAAGCGGGAGGCCUGGGCUACCUAUGCCUGCCUCAUCCCUGUCGUGGCUGGCGUCGUCAUUGCUAGUGGGGGCGAGCCCAGCUUCCAUUUGUAUGGAUUUAUUAUGUGUAUAAGCGCAACUGCAGCAAGAGCCUUCAAGUCAGUGCUUCAGGGGGUCCUUCUUUCUAGUGAAGGGGAAAAGCUAAACUCCAUGAAUUUGAUGCUUUAUAUGGCACCAAUUGCUGUUGUAGUUUUGAUCCCAGCUGCGUUUGUAAUGGAGCCUGAUGUGCUCGACUUAGUUGUCACGCUUGGAAAGGAACAUAAAUUCAUGUGGACUUUUCUUUUCGUCAAUUCAACAAUGGCUUAUGGGGCGAACUUGUGCAAUUUCCUGGUGACUAAGCAUACAAGUGCCCUAACGCUCCAAGUUUUAGGAAAUGCUAAAGGUGCAGUGGCGGUUGUCAUCUCGAUCCUCAUCUUCAGAAACCCAGUCACCUUCAUCGGUAUUGCUGGUUACACCAUGACAGUCAUGGGUGUCGUUGCCUAUGGAGAGUCCAAGAGGAGACUCAAAUGAGCUUUCGUGGUGCUAUUCUUUGCGCGUGAUCUUAUCCUAUGUUCAGUAGGAAUAUAUAGAGGCAUCUAUUUUAAUUGCAACUACAAGAGACUUAAAGAUCAGUGCUUGCACAUUGUUGUGCAAAACCAGCUUUAGAUAGUUAGAUAGAGUUUAUUUUUUGGCAGUUCCAAUUUGCAUUAUAUCA